Messenger RNA from Plutella xylostella (diamondback moth), 5683 nucleotides. RefSeq names its product protein kinase C iota type (gene aPKC). The record is from RefSeq and is a predicted model, not a curated record. Gene Ontology annotation, biological process: establishment or maintenance of cell polarity; protein phosphorylation. Gene Ontology annotation, molecular function: ATP binding; protein serine/threonine kinase activity; protein binding. Lineage: Eukaryota; Metazoa; Arthropoda; Insecta; Lepidoptera; Plutellidae.
UGCCCGCGAAAAUUGGACGGCGCACGCGUGUUUUUCGUGCCAACUCCCACCGCCACAGCUACUUCUGCGCGCGCGCAACAUUUCGAAACAACGCGAUUAUAGUGAAUGUCGUGUCGCUUUUGUGCACUGUUUAUACUUAGUUCCCCAGUGUCUAGUGCAAUAGAAAAUGGCGGAAAUGAAGAACUAUAGAUGUCCCAAACGGCGACAAGGAUGAAAGCGAUGGAAUAUUUAAACGGGUUCAAUACACUGAACGCUGUGAAAAUGUUGGUGCUAUCGAACAUAUCGCGGGCGAGCCUCCCGCCGAAGCCUUUCACAACCAGGGACUCGGACAAAACCAGUGAACCAAAAAAACAAAGGAGACAUUCAUUCCGUGAGAAACAAUCGAAAGCUACUAGUGACAAAAAUAACGCAACCAGUGAUAGUGAUACUAAUGAUUUAACAAUAAAGAAAGAAAAGCUGGCGCUUUCUAACAGCGUCGACGCUAUUGUUGCCCGCAAAGAAGAUAUCUCAACCAAAGUCAUACGCAGUGCCAAAGGUCUAUUAGAAACUAAUUUGGACGACUUAUUCAACGACAUUCAAAAGCUGGAAUGGCCUGUCGAGGUACCAAAAAGAAGUCUCGGUGCUAGUGAACCAGUGCUGAGCCUGUCCAAAGAUAAAGGUAGUGUUAAUAGUGUAGUGAAUACCCUCAGUGACGAUGAUGGUGAAGAUGAGGGGACGACAGACAGUGAUACAUUGGAUGAAGUGGUUCGAGAGCAGAGGAAGUGCCUCGGGACCAGUCGGUUCCGGAACAUGCUGAGGCGAGUGAUCUCUAGAAACGUAUUCCCCAAUGUCCCGGCGGCGCCAGGCAUGCCCUGUAUGGGCGAAGACCGUAGCAUAUACAGGCGCGGCGCGCGGCGGUGGCGGAAACUAUAUCGCGUCAAUGGACACAUUUUCCAAGCUAAGCGCUUUAAUAGACGCGCGUUCUGUGCCUUCUGCCAAGACCGCAUCUGGGGGCUGGGGCGGCAGGGCUUCAAGUGCAUCCAGUGCAAGCUGCUGGUGCACAAGAAGUGCCACAAGCUGGUCCAGAAGCCAUGCUCCAGCGAGCAUGUUGACCCUAUUGAGGUCAAGGACGAGACGAAUGGGGAGGGCACGCUGCCGAGGGCUUCUUCUGUCAGAUCUCGUGCGGACCCCGAGCCGCCGCUCCCGGACACUCCGCCGGCGCCGCCCGCCGCGCCCGCCGUGCGCAGCGAGGACCUGGAGCCGGGGUCUCAGAGACAGUACAGCCUGGACGACUUCGAGCUGAUUAGGGUCAUCGGACGCGGCUCUUAUGCUAAGGUGCUGAUGGUAGAACUCCGGCGCACAAAGCGCGUGUACGCCAUGAAGGUGAUCAAGAAGGCUCUCGUCACAGACGACGAGGACAUCGACUGGGUGCAGACGGAGAAGCACGUGUUCGAGACGGCCAGCAACCACCCGUUCCUGGUGGGGCUGCACAGCUGCUUCCAGACACCGAGCCGCCUGUUCUUCGUCAUCGAGUUCGUCAGGGGCGGCGACCUCAUGUUCCACAUGCAGCGCCAGCGCCGCCUGCCGGAGGAGCACGCUCGGUUCUACGCGGCGGAGAUCUCGCUCGCACUGCACUUCCUGCACUCGCACGGCAUCAUCUACCGCGACCUGAAGCUGGAUAAUGUACUGCUGGACCACGAGGGGCAUAUUAAACUGACCGACUAUGGGAUGUGCAAGGAGGGCGUCCGCCCAGGCGACACCACGUCCACAUUCUGCGGCACCCCCAACUACAUCGCGCCGGAGAUCCUGCGCGGAGAGGAGUAUGGCUUCAGCGUGGACUGGUGGGCGCUGGGCGUGUUGACGUACGAGAUGCUGGCGGGCCGCUCGCCGUUUGAUAUUGCCCAGGCGGCGGAUAACCCGGAUCAGAAUACUGAGGAUUAUCUGUUCCAGGUGAUCCUAGAGAAGACGAUCCGUAUCCCCCGUUCUCUCUCCGUGAAGGCUGCAUCAGUUCUCAAGGGCUUCCUGAACAAGUCGGCGGCGGAGCGGCUGGGCUGCGGCGAGAAUGCCUUCCUCGAUAUACUGCACCAUCCGUUCUUCAAGACUAUUGAUUGGGAGAUGCUGGAGCAGAAGCAGGUGGUCCCUCCGUUCAAGCCGCGGCUGGAGUCGGAGCGCGACCUCGCCAACUUCCCGCCCGAGUUCACCGACGAGCCCGUGCACCUCACGCCCGACAACGACACGGUCAUAGCGGACAUCGACCAAUCAGAGUUCGAGGGCUUCGAGUACGUGAACCCGCUGCUCAUGUCACUGGAGGACUGCGUGUGACAGCACGCCUGCCUGCUGCAUCCGUAUCCGGCGCAGGCUUACGGCAGCUACGGUGCCGAGUCGUCGUCCUCAGACUACGACUCGGUGUGCUCCGAGCUGCCGGCGAAGCGCCCCACCCUGCUCCAACACAUGUUCUGUCUCCCUCUCAACUGACGCAAGCGCGCCGCACCCCCCCGCAAAUAACAGGAAACAUCCCUGUGAGACAUCAGUGUGAAACGUGACACGAAACAUCGGCGUGAAACGUGAUGAUGUCGAAUCGCGGGUUAGGAAAAACAUCGGCCUGUAUUUUUUUUAAGUUGUUUAUUUUAAGUUGCUUAAGGUUUUGGUCUUGGAGUUCGUGUAUUAUGAUGGUAUGCUAGUGCGAUGAAGUGGUAUCGUCUUUGAUCUGCUAUUUGUAUAUGCAAUCAUGCUAUCAUAUUUUACUGUAUCUUUUAUUUAAUUUUGUUUUGUAUUUUUCGUUGUGCACCUCGUUGUUGAUUGUGACAUUAAUAUAAGUGAAUUCAGCACGUAUUAAGGAUGAUUUUGAAUGAUGAAUAUUUUAAAAGACAGGUAUAAAAUCACGAGGAGGUUUUUUCCUAAUAAAGGGUGUUUGAACGAUAUAUACAAAAUAAAGUUGGACUACGGAUGUCGGUAGGUAUAUACAUAUACAGUAUAAUGUGCUAAAUUAAAAUCGUUGUAAAUCAUAAGUAAAUACUUAUUACUUUAUCUUCUAUCUUGUAACGUUAUAUUUUAUUGUAUCUUCAUCCUCACCUAUUACAUAAAUCUUGAUCGCCCAAAACUAUUAUUAUGUAAUCUUACUCAAAUUUUAAAUAUAAUACAGACAGGAUAUAAGGGAAUUGAAAUGAUUUAAUCAAAAGCGAUUUAUAUUGUUUUCACAAACCGCUAGUUUUGGUGCUCUAAAGUUUAUUCAAUUGAAUUUUCAUAUAAAUUAAAUUAAAUUCAUUCAGAGUAUAUAAAUAAAUAUAUGAAAAUGACUAGCUAUAGGAUGCAGCGACGUCUUACAUUGUCUCACUUCCUAUUAUGUCUAUAAUAAAUAUAAAAUUAGACGAAAACUAUAAAAUAUAAUAUAACCAGCCAAAGUCUAUGUCACUUUGGUGUGAAACGCGCUUUUGUAAAUAAGAAAUAUUAACAAUGAAAUUAAUCAUAUUAUGUACAAUACAAGAAUAUAAUAAGACUUAAUAUUUUUGAAGGUUUGUAGCGGAUGUACCUGCUAGCAUUGGUCUAAUACGACGGAAUAAGAUCGGAAUGUAGAAAGUGGUAAGAUAAUAGGUACUUAAUUAUAUUAUAAUAUGUCUUAACCGAUCCAGGGCUGCGACAUAGAUGCAUUUAACGAUAAGUGAUCGCUAAAUUGUCGCAACCCUGAGUCUGGUUACAGAAUAACGCUCCAGUAUUUAUACGAAAAAUGUAUCGAUAUUUGUUUCGAGCAAUAAAAUAAAUGGUAGAACAUUCAUUAUGUAUAAUAAAUAUAUAAAAAUUAUGUAAACAAUUGAGACAGAUUUGCUGCCCAAAAAAGCACGAAUGGAAUUUAAAGUAGAAAUCUGACUGUUCGCGGUCUAAACUCCAUGCGGUUAAAGAUGGGUCUCUCACAUUCACACUCAAAUUAUUGACACAUAACGCUUAACUUACCCCCAUUUUUAUAAAUCUGAAAUAGCCUAAACUUUCACAAAAUGUAAGAAAAACGGUUAAAUUACCUCUCAAGUUAAAAUAACUCGAUUUAAAUCGGUCGUGAAAAGGUAAAAUUGGUGGCUUACAUACAAUAUUGAGUGUAGUGUGUACUGUCUGUCAUUAACUGUAUGUGAUGUGUAUUAAUUAAAACUUAUUACCCUUAUCCAAAAGUUAGUAUAUUCCCUUAGCCUAGUUCUAAGCUAGUACCUACUGUAGUUAUCUAUUGAAGCGUCUGAUAAACAUGUAUUUUCCAAUGGAACUAUUUACUUACCUUGUUUUGGCAAAAAAAAUGUAUCAGGAUGAGAAAUUAUGAAAAUAUUUGUUAAGCAGCUAAAAGGCAUACCUAGCCGUAACACAUGAACACACUUGGCUACCAACACACCAUGUAUUGACCCAGUCAGUAUUAUUUUCACUACUACAUAUGUAUUACUUUUACUCAAGUAUUCACAUGCAUUGACGAUUCAGUAUUCCUAGGAUGUAUGUACAUAAAGACGCGUCUUGGUAAUUUACAUGUUCCUCGCACCUGCUAAUGUAAUAUAUUAUAUAUUCCAGUACCUAAUAGACCCUGUUGCCCUUUCUAGCUAUUGUCACACCCGAUUAGGUAGUCAACGAAUUUUAUAAAAAAUAAUUGAGCACUGAAACAUUAAAGUCGUGUAAAUGAUUAACAAGUAAAAUUAAACAAAUCUCUAAAGAAAUACAUUGGUUAUUGCGAUAAAAUAUGAUAACUAUUAUUGUUAACGUAGAUGAAAAGACUUAUUGUAUAAAAAUGAGAAUGUAAUGAGUAAACGAGGUGGAAUCGCGACGGACUCGGUAUUAUGUACUCUAUUCUAAUAGUGGUAGAGGAUCUUUUAGACAUUUUGCACCGAUAUAUAGAUCUCGCUACUCACUCCCGGCGCGCCGGCCACUCGUCUCUAUAUUCAGAUUCAUAUUGUCUAUGCUGUUAUAUUUUAUCGAUGUUUUUCUAGAUAUUUUAAGCUUUUUGUUGUCGGCGUCAGAACAUAUUGUAAGCCUGCGUAUUUAACGGAUUUUGUAUUAGAUAAGUAUUUAAUUAUUGUUAAGCGACAAUAUUUUCGUCUAUUAUUAUUAAUGCUUAAGUGUAAUUUAGUUAACAUUCCAAUGUAUCUGAGUAAAGUUAUGAUUACUUGCGUUCUGUACUAAAGUUAUUAAAUAAAUGUUACAUUGUUAAACAUCACAUAACAAUAAAAUUAUUAUAUUACUGUUCCAUGUAUUGCUUAAGAUUAUCUCUGUUUAUUCAUUAAUUUAAAAAUUAUAUUUGGGUUCAGUAUAGAUAGUUUUAUAUAUUAUGUAGGUACAAUUGAACCGUACUAACUGCAUGACAUGUGAAUUUUAACAAUUUUUACUUAUAUCUUAAGAGGAAUUGUUAGUAAGCUAUCCCAAGACCACCAUUAUGAACAAAAUAAAUCUUAGUUUCUAAGUUUUUUUUUUUAAUUCGUUUACAUGUGUUGAUGUAUCUUAAUAUCUGUUCAUUGAGUAUCUUACCAUAAGAUAAACACAGUUACUUCAUAAAUUAAUUUCCAUACAAUAGCAGUCAUACUGUUUAUAUCUGAAACACCAACAAAUACUUACAGUUAGUUACUUAACGUUAUUGAAUGUGGAGGGCUUAUUGCAUGGAAGCAAUUUACUGUCAAAUUAGACUGGAGACACAAAGAAACUCUACUAUUCUGUGCUUAAUUUAAAUAAAGAAUGAUAAACUUAA